AUGUCGGCCCAGAGCAAUCGUUGUGCCCGCUGCGGCAACAAUACCGCGGACCGUCUCUUAUGCGUCGAGUGUCAGCGGUCCGAUAUGGUCGCGGGUUCCGGCCAAGCCGAUAACUAUAGUGCCGCCUCCACAGCGUUAGGGUAUCUCGCUCAGCCUGGAGGAUAUUAUCCAAGCAACAUUCCGGCCAACCCUUAUGCCCACAGGCUCCGCCUCUACCCACAGAAUCAUGGCGACAACGAUUCACAGCUCACUCCAAGCGAAAGCUGGCUCGCGCCGCCGCCGUACACCCCCUCGGCGCCGAACCCCAACCAGCAAUUGGCGCCCCAGCAGCCCGUACAGGGCUUUCUCGGGACUCCUCAGGUAGGGUUCCAGCUACCGGCCCCGAGCCAAGGCCCUUGGGUCCCAACCCAAGGCUUGCCCUACGCCCCCGUUGCCGCCGCCGCCGCCCUUGCCGCUCCCAACAACCCGCCGUUCCUCGGCUACCAGCUUCUGCCACUCCGGUUCGGCGCCGCAGCAGCUCCCUUCGGGCCCUAUAGCCCCUACCAAACGCUGCUCGCCCAACGCUAUCAUCUCGGCUACAGCAACAACAGCCAAACCUCCGCGGGCGCCGAUGACCGCCAUAAUGAUAUCAAAAAUCAGGGUCAGCAAAACCUGAACCUAUACAAGGAGCGAGCCGACAACCAGGGCCAGAGCGACAAUGGCAACAAUGACAACGACAACGACGGCGAGCCCGCCCCUAGGCCCCUCGGCACCCGCGGCCGGCGCAACGCCGCCCUCGUCGCGCGCGGCCUGUGCAUCUGGUGCCGGCGGCCCAACCCGGACCGCCGAAAGAAGGGCUGCCCAACCUGCCUGCCACGGAGGGCGGGGCUGACGGCCGAAUGGCGCCGGAAGCGCAAGGCGGCCGAACGGCGGCGACGCGGGGAACUCGGAGACCUGGAGGGUGAGGAUGAGGGUGAGGAUGAGGGUGGGCGCGAGGACGGAAUUGAGGAUGAGGAAAGGGGAAGAUAG
This is a messenger RNA of Thermothelomyces thermophilus ATCC 42464, 1008 nucleotides long. RefSeq lists its product as uncharacterized. The record is from RefSeq and is a predicted model, not a curated record. The transcript has a single exon. NCBI's taxonomy places the organism in Eukaryota, Fungi, Ascomycota, Sordariomycetes, Sordariales, Chaetomiaceae. The coding region runs from base 1 to 1008 and encodes 335 amino acids.